Myotis daubentonii (Daubenton's bat) is the source of this 2850-nucleotide messenger RNA. It is a transcript of the gene PTGFR, whose product is annotated as prostaglandin F receptor. The record is from RefSeq and is a predicted model, not a curated record. Gene Ontology annotation, cellular component: plasma membrane. Lineage: Eukaryota; Metazoa; Chordata; Mammalia; Chiroptera; Vespertilionidae. Gene Ontology annotation, molecular function: prostaglandin F receptor activity. Gene Ontology annotation, biological process: inflammatory response; positive regulation of cytosolic calcium ion concentration; adenylate cyclase-activating G protein-coupled receptor signaling pathway.
AAUGCCCUCAGCUCCGUCUCUCUUAGUCGGUCUCUGGGCUCACGGAAAAGGGGCGGAGAGGAGAGAGAAGAGAAAGGGGCGGAGGUCACCCUCUUCCUCCAUCCCGCCCAGGCUGCGAGCGCCGCUAGGUGCUGAGGAUCCCAGGAAACGAGCACCACCGGCAGGUUCCGCGCAGGGGGAGCGGACGGCGGGGCCAGCAGGGAGACUUAGCCCGAGCCCGAGCCCGAGCCCGAGCCGGGAGCGAGCGGGAGCGCAGUGCUGCGCCCGGGAACCCGUGGCGAAGGGCGGCGGGCGCGCGAUGGCGCACGGAGCGGCGCGCUCUUCUGCUCCGCCGUGAGCCCUGCCGGCGACCGGGAUGCAAGGAUUUCUGCACAGGUGGUAGCUGGACCAGAAAGCCUUCCUAGAGACUCACCGUUCUGCCUUCCUUGGCUCGCUGAUGCAUGUGAUGCCGGGACUACAAGCCUGCACUCUUCUCAGAGGGAGAUGACUUGAGCAGCCCGCGUUCAUCUCCACAACAAUGUCCAUGAACAAUUCCAAACAGCCAGUGUCUCCUGCAGCUGGGCUCCUUUCAAAUACAACUUGCCAGACGGAAAACCGGCUUUCUGUCUUUUUUUCCAUAAUCUUCAUGACGGUGGGGAUCUUAUCCAACAGCCUUGCCAUCGCUAUCCUCAUGAAGGCCUAUCAGAGGUUUAGACAGAAGUCCAAGGCUUCGUUUCUGCUCUUGGCUAGUGGCCUGGUGAUCACAGACUUCUUCGGCCACCUCGUCAACGGAACGAUAGCAGUGUUUGUUUAUGCUUCUGAUAAAGACUGGAUCCGCUUUGACCAAUCAAACACCCUGUGCAGCAUUUUCGGUAUCUCCAUGGUGUUCUCUGGCCUGUGCCCGCUUUUCCUGGGCAGCGUGAUGGCCAUUGAGCGAUGUAUCGGAGUCACCAAGCCAAUAUUUCAUUCCACAAAAAUCACAUCCAAGCACGUGAAAGUGAUGCUGAGCGGGGUGUGCUUGUUUGCCGUGUUCAUAGCGUUGCUGCCCAUCCUUGGGCAUCGAGACUAUCAAAUUCAAGCAUCGAGGACCUGGUGUUUCUACAAAACAGAACAUAUCCAAGACUGGGAAGAUAGAUUUUACCUUCUCCUUUUUUCUUUUCUGGGGCUCUUAGCCCUUGGGGUUUCAUUCUUGUGCAACGCCAUCACAGGGGUUACACUUUUAAGAGUGAAAUUUAAAAGUCAGCAGCACAGACAAGGCAGGUCUCAUCAUUUCGAAAUGAUCAUCCAGCUGCUGGCCAUCAUGUGCGUCUCCUGCAUCUGCUGGAGCCCGUUUCUGAGGAUUAAUGCUCAGAAAACCCCAAUUGAAAGGACGCUGUGGUACCCCACCCAGAUACCCUUUUGGCUGACGAUGGCCAACAUUGGAAUAAAUGGAAAUCAUUCGAAGGAGACCUGUGAAACAACACUUUUUGCUCUUCGAAUGGCAACAUGGAAUCAAAUUUUAGAUCCGUGGGUGUAUAUUCUUCUGCGGAAGGCAGUCCUGAAGAAUCUCUACAAGCUUGCCCGACGCUGCUGUGGCGUGCAUGUCAUCAGCUUACAUAUGUGGGAGCUUAGCUCCAUUAAAAAUUCCUUAAAGGUUGCUGCGAUUUCUGAGUCACCGGUUGCAGAAAAAGUAAAUCAGCAAUCACCUAGUUUAAUAGGACAGCAAGUCAGUGUAGGUAUGGGACAAAAUUAAGAAACGUUUUGGCAAUAUUUUAAUUAAUUGGGUAACUUUUUAAAGCCUGACUGGAAUAUUCCGGCCUCAGCAAGUAGUUUGGGGGGCACUUUGGUCAGAUUCAGCUUUUGAAAUUUGUAAAAUUAACUGUUUAAUUGCACAUUUUCACUUUGUGUUGUCAACUGCAGAUAAACACAAUGAAAUAAUGCCAUGGAAGUCAAAUUGAAAACAAUUUUGGGCUUACCUGGGUUAUUUCCUGCUUUUGGAAUGAGUGACUGUUGAGUCCUAAAGCAUUCACUUGGCCUGUUUGCCUAAGAGCAUCUUAAAACUACCUGCACCAUGAAAUGGCUAUUUGGGGUCCCUGCUCCGUAGCUGUUCCUUAUAGACUAGGCUUCAUGAAAUGAAGCGCUCUUGAUUUUUGAUCUGGCCUCAUCCUGUAACCUCAGCCAAUAUAUGUAUGGUCAUGUCACAUGGGAAUCACCGUGGCUUAUUAUAAUGACCUCUGUAUACACCAGGUGUGGCUGUCAGGUUGCCUGGUCUGUUUAGAAUGUGUCUCUCUUUGUCAUAUUUGACAAAUGUGACUGCUUGCAUUGGGUUAUUAUGAAGGCGAGUGGUUUUCUUGGUAAGUUGUAGAUUUGCCUAGUUUUCAAAUAAUCACCCUUUCCUCUGAAAAUAUUCCAGUGCAAAUAAAUAAUUUUUAGAGAAACAAAGGCUCUGUCUUAGCACAUAUGGAGGGAUUUGCACUAUCGCAGUUCCUGAGAAGCUCUGCCAUGGAUCAUGCAAACGGAACUUCAACCCAGUGGUAGGUGCAAAGAAGCUUAGCAAAGGCACUCUAUUCUGAGCUGUCAUUUCUGUGUCAGAGAACAAGAGAAGCACAAUCUAUAUAUAAAUAUACAAAGACAAUCUACAGGUAGUGUGUUUUUGCUUUCCACCUCUCUCUCUCUCUCUCUCUCUCUCUCUCUCUCUCUCUCUCUCUCACCAAAGGACAUCAAAAAUUUCUGUUGAAAGCAGCUUCAUUAAAUAUGUAAGACAGAAUCUUCUAAAGCUGGAGCUACCAGUGUUAAAGGGAGGAUUGGCAAUCAGCCAGGCAUUUGGAGCUCAUUACAAUGGUUAACCAAGAGAUCGAGGGGUAAUAAUCUUUCCCCAAAUUUCUUUUUUUU